AUGGAAAACAUCAAUCUAUUUCUGGUUUUAACUUUUCUCAUUCUUAUCAUCCGAUUGAGCGAUGCUAAACCUAGCAGCGAUAAAUUCUUUAUGGAUAAAAUGUGUGGAAAUGAAUCGAUAAUUCUCGAUGGUGAUUUUAAACCUGGUACAUCGUUUCAAUUAACAAGCAAUAGUAAAUAUCAACCAAAUUUCAAUUGUUCUAUCAAAUUUCGUGCAGCUCAGUCGACACAACGAUUUGUUAUUACAAUAGAAAGAAUGAAUAUUGUUAAUUGUCCAAAUGAUUAUUUACGUAUCUAUGAUAGUUCAACAUUACUUAAUAAAGAUAUUAAACAACAAUGUGGUACACCUUCGUCAUUCAGUUUUACUACUACGACAGGACAAGUAACAUUUACCUUUACAAGUGGUCCAGGUACUAAAUCAUCUGGUUUUCAAAUAGCUAUUGCACUUCACUUUCCAGCGGUUCCUGCAUGUCCUCAAAGUCUUGGCUUUUUCUUAUGUAAAAAUAAGAAUUGUAUUUCGAAAAAACUUCAAUGUGAUACAUAUGAUCAUUGUGGUGAUUUUACAGAUGAAUUGUCAUGCAGUAUGGUUGGUAAAAAAUAA
This is a messenger RNA of Rotaria sordida, 600 nucleotides long. The record is from the annotation of a GenBank genome assembly. NCBI's taxonomy places the organism in Eukaryota, Metazoa, Rotifera, Eurotatoria, Philodinida, Philodinidae.